AUGGCUUCCCGCUUUGACCACUUUCGUCAUCUGCUUACUCCAAGCCGAUCGGUGAAGGAAAGGUACGGUGCCUGUCCCACCGGGAUUCGGAGCCUCGCGGUGGAGCGCUACGGACAGGCUGAGCAUGAAGAUCUCCAGCAGGCUUCGAGCUCCUUGCCCGAACUCUUGUGGGGAUCAUGCCAGAGCUUCCACAUCAGCGCUCCUCGCGGAAGCGUGGACGGCCUGCUGUCAUCGCUGGAGUGCGCCGUCUGCUACGCCACGCUGUACCAACCCGUGACGGUGGCCUGCGGGCACACAUUCUGCAAGCGUUGCUUGGCACGUCAGCUGGACUUCGAGCGCGGUUGUCCACUCUGUCGAGGGCCGCUCGCCGGCUUCAUCGAUCAGUAUGCGGAGACGGCUGGCCUGGGUCAGGCCCUACAGGCCGUGUGCCCGGAAUCGGUGCAGCUGGGUCUGCAGGCGCUGGACCAGGAGAUUCAGGACAUGAAGGAGUGGUCGCCAAUCUUCGUCUGCACGCUGGCAUUUCCGCAUCAGGAGUGCCCGCUGCACAUCUUCGAGCCUCGCUAUCGGCUGAUGAUGCGCCGGGCCAUCACUUCUGGCACCCGGCGCUUCGGCAUGUGUGCUCCAGUUCGGGGCCCGCCCGAGAUUUCCCAGAACGGGUACUCGAGGAUCGGCACCAUGCUGUUCAUCCGCGAGAUCAAGAUGCUUCCAGAUGGCAGGUCCCUCGUGGAUUGCAUCGGGGAGUAUCGUUUUGCGGUGAAGGACUGCGGCGAGCGGGACGGUUACAACGUCGCCCGCGUGGACAAGGUAGUCGAGACGAGUUCUGCCCCCGACGAGCUUGUAUCCAGGUGCCGCUCGGCGACGUCCAGAGUUCAGACCCUGAUGCAGAGAGUCCGGUUGCCUCUCGACUUACUUGGCGAGCACGCCGACUCGGAUGAUCCGGAUAAGUUCUAUUGGGGUACCAUCUCGAAGCUCCCGGUCAGCGACGGUAUGAAAUUUAAAGCGCUUACUACAGAGGACCAGUUGGAUAGAUUCAUGCAUCUUGCCUCGUUGCUGGACCGCGUCUCUGAGGUAUUACUUUCUAAGCACCUGGAGGACACGGGGAGCGCUGGUGAUGACGAUGAGGUCGAGGAUGUUGACGUUGAUGCUGAAGUUCGAGAGGAGGGCGACGACACAGAAGCCGAGGGGCCGACCGACGAGGAGCCGGCCACAAGCCCCGAAGAUCGUGUAGACAGUCAGCCAGCGCAAGGGCAGUGA
Messenger RNA from Prorocentrum cordatum, 1254 nucleotides. The record is from the annotation of a GenBank genome assembly. NCBI's taxonomy places the organism in Eukaryota, Dinophyceae, Prorocentrales, Prorocentraceae.